AUUCUUUUUAACCUUGCACUGGCGUAUCUACAGAACGGAGAAGUCCAAAAGUUCCGAAUGAUGUUGACGGAAGCUACCCAUAAUGCCGAUAGUUAUCAGCGGAACCAAAUCUCGGACACAUUGAAAUUAUUCGAGGAGAAUAAAGUGUCAGCUAUCCAACCGGUUCAGCUUAACACGGACGCCAUCUUUGUUCCACCGAAAGAAAUCACUACAAAUCUCGGACACCGGAAGUCCUCCAAGCGUUCAAUGGUUGUGUUUGCAUCAGACGAGAAAAACAACACCCCAUCUUACAAGUGUGCAGAAAGGGUUACAGAACUUCGCAAGACUAUGAUUCGCUCACGUGAUGCACAAAUAAAACGCGAUGGCUCAGUAAAAGAUAAGUUAAUUAAAAAAAUCAAGUCUACAGGAGAUUUGAAUAUCUCAUCUCAUGUGAGAAAGAAUUUGUCCGCAAGGAAACAACGCCAUUCUACCGGAAGUGUAGGACCUGAUUCGGAUAUUUCAUACAAAACACUGAACGAGAUAAAACAAAGUAAAAUGACUCCACAAAUGAAUAAUGACAUAAUAUUUGAAUCAUCAGACCAUUGUUCCGCAGACAGAAACUCCUCUUUAGAAAACUGUGAGGAAUUAACACGAGAAAGUAAAUUUAAACUAUUCCAUGAUUUCGAGAUUGAUCAUUUUGAUACUGACACUGAGAAUAUACUGGUAUCAAAUCAGUUAAUCAAAGACAAUUGUCCGGAAGCAACACAUUUUGAUAAACAACUCGCAGGAAGCAGACGACGUUUUAAGGGUAAAGCUAAAUCGAUUGGCGAUUUUAAAGUUACCAAGGGCAAGAAUAUAAAAAGAGAAACCAAAUCUACAGGCGAUUUAGAAAGGGCUAAAAUGAAAACUUUGUUACCGCUAGAGAGGAAAAAGAAAUCAAGAACUUCUUUUAAGAGACUUAUCAAACUGAAAUCUGACACAAGCGAUCAAAUGCAAAAUGAUAAUACUGUAAUGAUGGAAGGCUGUAAAGAUGAAGGUGACUUGUUGACGAUGAUGGUACCAGUGGACAAUUCUGCAGAUGAAAAGAAACAAACAUCGGAAACUGCACCCGAAGUUAGAAAGGGUGAUGACAACAAUAAUUUCAAAAGUAACGGUAAACAAGGGUCAAGAUACUCACUGGGUUCUGUAUUUGGAGACCGCUCUACAGUUGUUAGAUAUGCUCUAGCUGAAGCCUGUGACAUCCUUACUGCUGCAGUCACUCCUACCAUUGAUCCAUUUAAAUUAAAACCUCCUGAUUUUAAAGAAAGGAGACAUACAUCGAAGCAAAAAGAUCGUAAAAUGCAACAAAGUUCAAAAAAGAAACGAGCCCCUGACCCUCCCAAGUCUACCGUUUGUACGUCAUUGUUGGCUGCCGGGCAUAUAUUUACAGCUUUUGUAGAUCUCAAUUAUAACAAUGAAGCAGAAGAUCCAAGCACACUCAUUGAAAACUCUACAAAUCUGACAGACGACGUUCAUGAUAAAACUUGCUCUACUAAUACCAAUAGAAAACAUCCUGGAGAUAAAUCUGAGACAAAAACUACUGCACUUGAAGAGAGUACAUGUAGUGCAGUGUUUGAUACAGCGUUUGUUUUUCCAUCCCUUUCAGAAACGGAUAUCAUUCAUGACAUGAACAAUAAUGAAAAGUAUUACGAUAUUGAAGACGCCUUUGCCAAAGAACCAGAAACGCCCGAGUAUGUAAAUACAAAACACUUUGUUGAGAUCACUAAUAAUAGUACUAACCAUACAGAAAUGAGGACAGAAAAUCACGAAAUAAGCAAAAGAGGGGAACUAUGUGAUGAAAAUGAAGAAAAUGUUGAACAUGGAAAGAAUACGGUUACGAUGAGGAUGAAGAAUAUGUUUAAGACAAAAAGAGCAAAACAACCACCGCCUUCAUAUCCCCCACCACCUCUUAGACUAAACUCUGCGAAACAUCGUAAUUCUAAACAAGGAAAAGGAGACAAAUUUUCACUGAAUGGACUUGUGGGUAACUCUUUGUUGACUUCCGGUAUCAUGAUUGGUGCAAUAGUUCCGGUACAUGAAAACGGCAAAACUGGCAAUCUUUUAACAGCUCAUGUCAAUGAAUUAAGUAAUUUAAUGGAAGCUGCCUGUGGAAUUGAGAAAGAAAAUUUAGAUGAUCACGCUUACGUGAAUGUAAGUAAGCAUUUAAAAUAUGAAUCUAUGAAUACCAAUAGUACAGGUGCGACAAUUACCAAAACUGACGAGUCACUACUACUACAACAACAACAACAAGCGGAAGUUAUCAACGAGACACUUCCUCUUUCUCCAAACAUCCUUAGAGAGUUUGUGACUUCGAAUGAGAAGAUCCGACAAGCUUUUGGAGAGUUCAUCCACAAGCAACGAAGCAACAAGUCUGCAGAAAAUACCGGGAUACUGUUGGAGGAAGAGAAUACUGGCAAUCCUAAACAUGACUAUGUUAAUGUGUCAGAAUUUUAGAGAGACAGAAUUUGAUAAAAAAAAGUGUUUAAACGCCUAAACAGACGACAUGGAAUCUAGUGUCAUAAUUCUAAAAGCAUGAAAUAUUCAUUAUUUGUAAUAGAAGAACUAUUUUCUUUUCACCCUUUCUUUUCUUGCAUCCUCUCAACACAAGUUUUAAUAAGACUAUUCAGUAGAGUUGUUGUAUUAAAUACUAAGUGUUAAAGAUUCUGCAUGUUGUGACCACACUAAGGGAAAUUAUAUACAAGUACAUAGUUAUGCAAAUAAAACAAUUUUGAAACAUCGAAGAAUAUGUAAAAUAUGUACUGCAAAUAUUUGUGCAUAUUAUAUGUUAUCAUUAAAAUAUAUGCAUUCAUUUCUUAUUGUUAAAUUUGACUUAACUUUACAGAAAAAUUUGACUUAACUUUACAGAAAAUAAAUUUUAAUUACCUCCCUUUAUUUGCAUAAAAUAUUAAAUUCGGUAAUAUCUUUAUAAAUAAUUCUUUUUGGAACCUAUAAUAUUGAUAAAUAUUAAUUUGAGCAUCAUAUUUAUGAUUUAAAACAAUGAAAAGAUUGGGUUGCUGGAUCUUUAAAUAUUUUCUGUUUACCCUUGUUUAAAAGAUUGUAAGAAUAAGUGAAUAGCUAUGUUGAGUGUGUAAUUAUUUCCUUGUGUAUCUAUAACAUUUCCCUAUCCUUCUUGUAUGGUAUUUAUUUAAGCGAAAGUUUUCUUUCUACUUGUUCUUAUUAAAGUAUUUACUCUC
Ruditapes philippinarum (Manila clam) is the source of this 3212-nucleotide messenger RNA. RefSeq lists its product as uncharacterized. Gene Ontology annotation, molecular function: protein binding. NCBI's taxonomy places the organism in Eukaryota, Metazoa, Mollusca, Bivalvia, Venerida, Veneridae. The record is from RefSeq and is a predicted model, not a curated record.